Messenger RNA from Magnolia sinica, 3547 nucleotides. RefSeq names its product RNA-dependent RNA polymerase 1-like. NCBI's taxonomy places the organism in Eukaryota, Viridiplantae, Streptophyta, Magnoliopsida, Magnoliales, Magnoliaceae. Gene Ontology annotation, biological process: siRNA processing. The record is from RefSeq and is a predicted model, not a curated record. The coding region runs from base 962 to 3547 and encodes 861 amino acids. Gene Ontology annotation, molecular function: RNA-directed RNA polymerase activity. The transcript has 5 exons. Gene Ontology annotation, cellular component: nuclear RNA-directed RNA polymerase complex.
CAGCCACGGGGCUGGUGUCAGGGGGAGUAGCCAAUCCGUUUCCCUUUCUUCAAACCCUCUCACCGCCCAUUUUCCAUUCCCAAAUAACCACCUCUGCCCAGAAAUCCCCCUGCCAACGAUUCCACCCGCAGAUGGCUUUCACAGCACUGGAAUUGAGGGCAUUGUGCCGGGAUCUAGGGCAUACAGAGUUCCCUGGCUCCGGUAGUAAUGACGGUGAACGAAUUACAGCUGCUGUCGUCGGUGGUACUCGACAUUGCUGUUGCCCCAAACAAUUCGCAAGAGGGAUGCCUGCAAUAGAAAUCGCCAUUAAAGUCAUCUUCUUCCUCAUUGAUGCUUUUUCCUUCAGUAGGGAUGCUUAUCCUCUUGAGUUGCGCAGGGGAUUUUACAACUUUAACUUGAAACUUUAGUGGAAAGAGUGAAAGAAGAUAACUUCGAUGAGAUUGUGUUGUUCUUUGUCUUGAAUCUGUCUCAGAGUCUGUUUGGAUGCACCCAGAAUGAUAAUGGAUUGUAAUAUUGCCCGACCCAUGUGCAUUUUGGGAAAGAGGGUCAUUUGGAACAAAAUGCAAACUGCAAAAGCUACGAAAAUGAGAUGCAGUAAAAACAUGCUUGACACAUUAUCUUCCCAUUCCCAAAUUGGGAUGGUGGACAUUUCAAACCUCCUCAAUCGAUACUGUAUUUGGGUAGAAAUGAAUGACCAUCUUAAGGCCUGUUUGGAUGUACAAGACCACACUACCAUCCAAGAAAUCCAGCUCGAAUGAGUUGAAAACAAGGUUGUUAUAAUCACAUUCUCAAUGGGGACAGUGGCUACAUGCUUCCAUCUGUAUUUGGGGACGUUCCGAACAGAUUUUUUGUUGCGAGUGACGCUGGGGUCAGAGCUGUGGCCUCGUGAUUGCAGCACGAAGAACCAUCCAAUUGAGCUAUACCAUCUCAACCCCAACUGUAUUAGAUCAACUCAGACAACAUGGGAGGUGGGACAAUUCAGGUUUUGGGUUUCCCUUCGAAUGUGUGUGCAGAAAAUGUGAAGGAGUUUUUUGAUAGAUACACAGGUGAGGGGACUGUUUAUGCAGUUAAGGUUAGACCGCCCAAGACUAUCAAGCCAAGAUCAAAAGCAUUCGUGAUCGUUCAAUUCACGAUGAGUAGUUGCGCCAAAGAUAUAACCUCUAUGGCUAGUCAGCAGCAGCUUUCAUACGAGGGUUCUUACCUUGAAACCCGAGACGCAGAGCAUGAUAUUGAGCCGAAGCCAAGGACCAAAGUGUUUGACUUGGAACACGUGACUCUGCAUUUCGGCUGUCAGAUUACAGACAGAAGUUUUUCUGCUCUUUGGAGUGUCAGCGACGUUACAGUUAACUUUGGUUUCCGUCAGCAAAAAUUGAAGUUCUUACUCUCUUGCCACAGCAUCCACUAUAAGCUCGAACUCUUUUAUGGGAGCAUUAGGCAAAUCCAGCUGCGCCACUCACAUGAACAAGCUGCUAAGUUUCUCUUGAUACAGUUGCAAGCUGCUCCUCGGAUUUACAAGAAGCCUCCGGUCACUCCACAAUUUAUAUAUGAAGAUCCAAAGUUAAACUACUUCAAGGACAAGGACAUAUCAGGCAAUCAAUGGGUCAGAGCAACUGAUUUCACCCCGUCUUCUUCAAUCGGCCAAUCUUCGGCGUUGUGUUUGGAAGUUCCUUAUAGCUGCAAGCUUCCUGAUAUCCAUGCGAACUUUGUAAAUUAUGAAGAAAUUGAAGGCCAAUUUGUCUUGGAGAGCGGUUUUUCCUUCUCUCAUGGUUUGGAUCUUGUCCCCAUUGUUGGGCCUUGCCAGAGGAUUCAAUUACCAUAUACGAUUCUGUUUAAGAUAAACAGUUUGGUUCAGAAUGGGAUCAUCAUGGGGCUCACACUCGAUGAUGAUUUCUUUAGGUUGGUCGAUCCUCGUCUGGUACCUAUUCACUACGUGGAACAUGCACUGGAGAGUCUAUCACAUCUAAAAGAUUCCUGCUUCCAACCCGCAAAAUGGCUUCACGAGCAGUAUGGAAAAUACCGUGCAUCUCAGCAUCCUCCAAAAUCCACCACUAUUUCAUUGGAUCCUGGUUUGGUCUAUGUCUACAGGGUUCAAAUCACCCCCACUAAAGUGUACUUUUGUGGGCCGGAGGUCAACGUCUCAAAUUGUGUAUUACGCCAGUAUGCUGAAGAUAUAGAUAACUUCCUUCGUGUUACUUUCGUCGAUGAGGAUUUGGACAAAAUACAGUCGACAGAUUUGAUACCGCGGCCAGUUCUGGAAAAUGGUGAACAGCACACUGGUGUGUAUAAAAGGAUACUCUCCACUUUGAGAAAUGGCAUAGUUAUUGGCGAUAAGAAGUUUGAAUUUCUCGCAUUCUCUUCAAGUCAGUUAAAGGAGAAUUCCGCAUGGAUGUUUGCAGCGAGGAGUGGACUCGAUGCAGCUGGUAUAAGGAAGUGGCUGGGAGACUUUAGUAAGAUAAGGAAUGUGGCAAAAUAUGCUGCCCGAUUAGGUCAAUCAUUUGGUUCAUCCAAAGAAAGUUUGAGCGUUGAUAGGCAUGAAAUUGAACAUAUUCCUGAUAUAGAGAUAAAAAACAAGAAAUAUAAUUUCUCGGAUGGAAUUGGAAAAAUUUCAGCUGAUUUUGCUAAAAGAGUGGCUAUAAAGUGUGACAUCAGAGGUUUGACGCCAUCUGCCUUCCAAAUUAGAUAUUGUGGGUACAAAGGUGUUGUAGCUGUGGAUCCUGUGUCUCCAUAUAAGUUGUCCUUCAGAAAAAGCAUGCUCAAGUAUGAAUCGGACAACGCAAAACUGGAUGUUUUGGGAUGGAGCAAAUAUCAGCCUUUUUUCCUCAAUCGACAGUUGAUCACUCUUCUGUCGACUCUUGGAGCUAGAGAUCAAGUGUUUGAAAUGAAGCAAAAAGAAGCUGUAGAACAACUGGACAUGAUUUUAACGGAUCCGAUACGAACACAGGAGGUGCUCGAGGUCAUGUCUCCGGGAGAAGACAAUCAGGUCCUUGGAGAAAUGCUGAUCUGUGGUUAUAAGCCUGAUGCCGAGCCAUUCCUUUCAAUGAUGCUGCAAACUUUUCAGGCAUCAAAGCUUUUGGAACUGAGGACUAAGACACGGAUUUUUGUUCCGAAAGGAAGAUCAAUGAUGGGAUGCCUUGAUGAAACUAGGACUCUUAAAUAUGGGCAGGUGUUUGUUCAAAUAUCUUGUGUUGGGCAUAAACAGUUUGAUGAUAAUGAUCCAUUUACAUUUGGAAGAAAUGAGUCCAAUCAGCGGUCUAUUGUGAUCAAGGGUAGAGUACUUGUUGCUAAAUGCCCAUGUCUCCACCCAGGUGAUGUGCGUGUCUUGAGGGCCGUCAAUGUCCCAGCUUUAUGCCAUAUGGUUGACUGCGUUGUUUUUCCACAGAAAGGGAAUAGACCGCACCCAAACGAAUGCUCAGGAAGCGAUUUGGAUGGAGAUGUAUACUUUGUAAGCUGGGACUCUGAACUUAUUCCACCUCGUCAAAUCCCACCCAUGGAAUACAUUGCCAAACCGCCUGUUUUGACAAGAUCACUGUCUUCCUUAAGGGGAUAA